Messenger RNA from Cornus florida, 2888 nucleotides. Its product is annotated as glutamine--tRNA ligase, cytoplasmic-like. Gene Ontology annotation, molecular function: glutamine-tRNA ligase activity; ATP binding. Bases 277 to 2655 code for a protein of 792 amino acids. Lineage: Eukaryota; Viridiplantae; Streptophyta; Magnoliopsida; Cornales; Cornaceae. The transcript is spliced from 23 exons. Gene Ontology annotation, biological process: translation; glutaminyl-tRNA aminoacylation. Gene Ontology annotation, cellular component: cytosol; cytoplasm. The record is from RefSeq and is a predicted model, not a curated record.
GGCUCAAUAGGGAAGGAAAGAUCUUCCGAUGAGAGAAAAUCUCAGAGGGAUUCCAAAUAUGACCCUCUCGUUUCCGAUCAAAUCGAUGUCCUAAUAAACGAACCUUCCGUUUAAGAAUCUUCCCAUCUCCUAACGCUCACAAUUCAACAGAUUCUUCAACUGCAAUACACAUAAUAUAUAUAUACUAUAUUGCUUUGUACCCAAGCUAUAUUAGGGUUUUAUUUAUCAUCUCCUGAACUCACUAAACCUUCCUAGGGUUUUUGAAGAAGAUCAAAAAUGGUGGUGAAGGACGAGAACAGCGAAAAGCCUCUUGAGCUGUUCCUGAAGAUCGGUUUGGACGAGCGUACUGCGAAGAACACUGUCGCGAACAACAAGGUCACCGCAAAUCUAACAGCCGUCAUUCACGAGGCAGCUGUAACUGAUGGAUGCGACCGGUCUAUUGGAAAUCUUCUUUACACAGUUGCAACAAAGUUUCCGGCAAAUGCCCUUGUGCAUCGCCCAGUGUUACUGCAAUAUAUUGUCUCAUCAAAGAUAAAAACUCCAGCCCAGUUAGAAGCUGCAUUUUCAUUUUUUGCAACUACUGGUUCCGAGAAUUAUAGGAUCAAUGAAUUUGAAGAGGCUUGUGGUGUUGGAGUUGAAGUCUCUGCUGAAGAUAUAGAGCUCACUGUUAAUGAGAUAUUUGAACAGAGGAAGAACGCAAUUCUGGAGCAACGCUAUAGAACGAAUGUUGGUGAACUAUUUGCUCGUGUGCGGAUGCUGCAGCCAUGGGCUGAUCCAAAGAUUGUCAAGCAACUCAUAGAUACAAAAUUAUAUGCAUUGCUUGGUGAAAGGACGGCAGCAGAUGAUGAAAAGCCUAUUAAGAAGAAGAAAGAGAAGCCUGUUAAAGUAGAGGAUCAAACUCCUGUUGUGGAUACUCCACAGAAACCAUCUGAAGAAGAACUUAAUCCAUUUUUGAUAUUCCCUUCCCCAGAAGAGAAUUUGAAGGUGCAUACUGAGAUAUUUUUCAGUGAUCGCCCUGUGCUGAGAGCUUGCAAUUCAAGGGAAAUACUUGAAAAACAUUUGAAUGUGACAGGAGGAAAAGUUUUUACCCGCUUUCCACCAGAACCAAAUGGAUAUCUACAUAUUGGUCAUGCCAAGGCUAUGUUCGUUGACUUUGGCCUUGCAAAAGAAAGAGGUGGAUGUUGCUAUCUGAGGUAUGAUGAUACUAAUCCUGAAGCUGAAAAGAAAGAGUAUAUAGAUCAUAUUGAAGAAAUUGUAAAUUGGAUGGGCUGGGAACCUUUCAAGAUCACUUACACCAGUGAUUAUUUCCAAGAUCUUUAUGAUCUAGCAGUGGAGCUGAUACGAAGGGGUCAUGCUUAUGUUGAUCAUCAGACACCUGAAGAGAUAAAGGAGUAUAGGGAGAAAAAGAUGAACAGUCCUUGGAGGAAUAGACCAAUUGCAGACUCAUUGAAACUGUUCAAUGAUAUGAAACGAGGCAUGAUUGAUGAAGGCAAAGCAACCCUCAGAAUGAAGCAGGACAUGCAGAGUGAUAAUUUCAAUAUGUAUGAUCUCAUUGCAUAUCGUAUCAAGUUUACUCCCCAUCCACAUGCCGGAGAUAAGUGGUGUAUAUACCCUAGUUAUGAUUAUUCUCAUUGCAUUGUGGAUUCUCUUGAAAACAUUACCCAUUCGCUUUGUACACUCGAGUUUGAAACACGCCGGGCUUCAUACUACUGGUUAUUGGAUGCACUGGGUCUUUACCAACCUUAUGUAUGGGAAUACUCGCGCUUGAAUAUCACCAACACAGUGAUGUCAAAGCGUAAGUUGAAUCGUCUUGUGACACAAAAGUGGGUUGAUGGUUGGGAUGAUCCUCGUCUGAUGACAUUAGCUGGGUUACGACGUAGAGGAGUUACUUCAACCUCAAUUAAUGCUUUUGUUCGAGGAAUCGGAAUUACUAGAAGUGAUUGUAGCAUAAUACAUUUGAACCGCCUUGAGUAUCAUAUAAGAGAAGAAUUGAACAAAACAGCACCUCGCACAAUGGUUGUGCUUGAUCCACUCAAGGUUGUUAUUACAAACCUUGAAGCUGGCUCAGUGAUGGAUCUUGAUGCAAAAAGAUGGCCUGAUGCUCAGAUAGAUGAUGCAUCUUCUUUCUACAAAGUCCCUUUCUCUAAAGUUGUGUAUAUCGAAAACACUGACUUUCGGUUGAAAGAUUCAAAAGAUUACUAUGGGCUUGCUCCUGGUAAAUCUGUCCUACUCAGGUACGCAUUCCCUAUCAAGUGCACAGAAGUUAUCUUUGGGGAUGACAAAGAGACUGUUCUUGAGAUUCGAGCUGAGUAUGAUCCUUCCAAGAAGACAAAACCAAAGGGUGUUCUCCACUGGGUCUCAGAGUCUUCUCUUGGGGUUGAUCCACUCAAGGUGGAAGUCAGAUUGUUUGACAAACUUUUCCUUUCUGAGAAUCCUGCGGAGCUGGAUGAUUGGCUUGGUGAUUUGAACCCACAUUCCAAAGUGUUGAUAUCGGAUGCAUAUGCCGUACCCUCACUUAAAAAUGCUACGGUUGGAGACAGAUUUCAGUUUGAAAGGCUUGGUUACUUUGUUGUCGAUAAGGACUCCACACCUGAAAAACUCGUCUUCAACCGGAUUGUCACACUCCGAGAUAGCUACGGCAAAGGCGGGAAGUGAGUUCCUUGCACUACAAAUGAUAGCCUGAUGAGGAGGGGCAGAAAGAACAUCAUUUUAAGUUUCUGAAUAGUUGAUAUGUUUAUGGAAUAUUCAAAUACUUGCUAGAAAAAUAUAGAAGUAGCAUCGUAUGGUCAACAGGAAGCUGUGUUAGAGAUUUUGUACUAUCAUACAUGUGGAUAAUCAAAUGAAAAAUGAUACUUUUUUACAUGUUUAUUUAUUCAUUUUCUUUCGCA